UAAGCAUUCAAAACAACACAGUUUUUCACAUCAACCCGUUCUGGUGCAAAGUGUCUGAUCUUUUUGAACGAGAUGAAUUUUCUGGCAAGUGUUACGCUCUUGGGUCUAGCAGCCUUCACCCUGGCUGCUCUUACACCAGAACAACAAGAGGAGGCGGAUAUGGCUAUAGGACAGUGUGCCACAGAUUUAGGCUUUCAGCUAGACGGUGACAUAAUAGUCAUUGUGAAAUACAACGGAACCCUUUUCCCCGGUGACGAAAACUCCAAGGAAUUUCUCGCUUGCGCUCUAAAGCAAAUUGACGUGUUGACUGAUGAUGGGAUACAGAUUGAAAAAUAUAUUGACUUUCUUUCCGAAGGUCACGAUGUUCAAGCCCUUUCCGAAGUCAUUAAUAAAUGUGCCACGGUAGAUGGAGAUACCGUCACAGAUAAGGGAUAUAACUUCUACAAGUGUUUUUGGGACACGAAAGACUUUGAUUUGUAAAUAUCGAAUGAAAGGAAUAGUUUUCUGAUCUGUCGAAGUGUAUUCUCAUUUUGACUAAACCUUGAUUUCGUGUACAUAAAUGAAAUCAGUCUAGUUGAAAGAAGAAAAAAAUUAGACGAACUCGAGCUAAUACUUGAACUUAAUAGUGAUUGACUUUGGUCGCGGAAGCAACAGUGUCUGUACCUCUUUAUUCGUUUGCAUAUCCUUGAGGUCUAGAUGUAAAAUUAUAAUUUAUACAUAUUUUUUUUCUCAAACAAGAAAUAUUGUUGCCUUUGGUUUUCGGGCUGAAGGAUAUCUAGGAAAAUUUGUGUUCUAUUCAAGUAUUUAAGAAUGUAUCACACAUAUCUCGGUAUAAUUAUUUAAUCACACAGUUACUCUGAUGUAAUGUAAUGUAACAGUUAGUUAGUUAAAGAAAAUAUACUAGUUUUAGGGCAAUGGUAAAUAAAAUUAGUUCCCAAAAAAUUGUAUUGAAUAAAAAAAAUAACCAUUAAAUAUUGGUC
Malaya genurostris is the source of this 980-nucleotide messenger RNA. RefSeq lists its product as uncharacterized. Lineage: Eukaryota; Metazoa; Arthropoda; Insecta; Diptera; Culicidae. The record is from RefSeq and is a predicted model, not a curated record. The transcript has 3 exons. Gene Ontology annotation, molecular function: odorant binding. The coding region runs from base 73 to 480 and encodes 135 amino acids. Gene Ontology annotation, biological process: sensory perception of smell.